Molecule: messenger RNA, 5980 nt
Organism: Nerophis ophidion (straightnose pipefish)
Lineage: Eukaryota; Metazoa; Chordata; Actinopteri; Syngnathiformes; Syngnathidae
Gene: amigo1
Product: adhesion molecule with Ig-like domain 1
Exons: 2
Coding region: 449-1987 (512 amino acids)
Biological process (GO): brain development
Molecular function (GO): protein binding
Source: RefSeq, a predicted model, not a curated record
AGGCACUGAGCCCACGUCCUUUCGCGCAAGCACGGCAGCCGCAGAAUAACAGCAGGCUGGAGAGGAGGAUCGAGGCUUGUCCUAUUUUCCUCCAACCGCUGCUCAAGAUAACUCACAGGAGGCAGGAAAAUGCACCGUGCAUUCAAAGUUGUGUGUUUAAAACGGCGGAUGACAACACGUCAUCGCCUCAAGGAGUCUUUCCUUGCGUAAUUUCGCAUAGGGGUUUAUUCGUGCGCUGAUAUCCCCGUUUUGCAUCCUGUGUCCUCCUCGUCAUCCCAUCAUCACCAUUAGAGAGAAAGGGGGGACAUCUGCAUGCUGCAGGAGUGAGAAAAGGAUUCUAUGCUAUACACAUCGGGUGAAGCCAUCACAAAGCAAUGCCCUGAACUUCUUCACCUCCUGGGAAUUAAGCUCAGUUUACAGUUUUCUGGGAUAUAGAUAGACUGCCAGCAUGUUGCAGCCCUCAAGAAGAGCAGGUGGCAGCCUGUUAAAAACAUCACCUCCCUGGAGUAAAGAUUUGGAAUGGGCCCUAUUCCUCGCCCUGUGCAUAGGUCUCCACUGGCCUCCAGGGACAGCAGGGUCAGCGCUAGACUGUCACAAGACUUGUAUCUGCGCCUCCAACAUCAUGAGCUGCUCUAAGAUGAACCUGACCAACAUUCCAACGGGGCUGCCGCUCUACGCCACCGUUCUGGAUCUCAGUUACAAUGAGAUCACAAAGUUGAGGUCAGAGUGGACUCCAGUGAAGCUCCCGAAGCUUCGCAACCUGCUGCUCAGUCACAAUGGCCUCCUCUUCCUGUCAUCAGAGGCAUUCAUUAAUGUGAAGUACCUGCGCUACUUGGACCUGUCCUCCAACAGCUUGCAGCAGCUAGAUGAGUUUGUCUUUGAGCCAUUAGUCAACCUAGAGGUUCUCUUGUUGUACAAUAACAAAAUUUACCAGAUUGACCGCUCAGCUUUUAUCACCAUGAUCAAUCUCCAGAAGCUCUACCUGAGCCAAAACCAAAUCUCCCGAUUCCCUGUGGAGCUUGUCAAGGAAAAAUCCCGUCUAGAAAAACUAAGCUUGCUGGAUGUGUCAUCCAACAAGAUUAAAAUUUUGCCUAUUGAUGAGCUUCAAGUCCUGCCAGCCUGGAUUAAAAACGGCCUCUAUUUCCACAACAACCCCCUGCUCUGUCACUGUGACCUCUACACACUCCUUGCACACUGGUACAUCCGAAAGCUCAACUCAGCCCUGGACUUCAAAGAUGACUUCACAUGUGUUCUGCCAGGCCCACAGAAGACCCAGAUUGAUGCUUUCGAUCUGAGCGGCGAAAGCAUGAAUUGCAGUACUUUUAAAGAGGCAGAACAAGAGGCUUUUCUUGAGCAGUCGUUGCUCCUCAGUUGCGACACCAAACACAGGAAUGUGUUAAAGACUUGGACACUUCCUGGGAAUGUGGCAUUGAUACCAGCAAGCAACCAGACUGCUAAAGUUUUGCCAGGUGGCAGUCUUCAAGUUAAUCCAGUGAGAUUGGACGACUCUGGAACCUACACCUGUUUUGCCACCAGCGGAACCUUCAAUGAAACCAUCUAUGUGGUACUGAAGGUCCACAACUUUACCAUGCACGGCAAUGGAGAGACCUUGAACACGGCGUACACCACAUUAGUCGGCUGCCUGGCCAGCGUGGUUCUGGUAAUCAUAUACCUUUACCUGACACCGUGCCGCUGCUUCUGCUGCCCCAAUAGGAGUAAAAAUCGGGGGGACGACAGCAUCCACUCAUCCAUGUUGAGCGUGACGCCGACCCACGGGCACCCAGUGCUCAAGGCAGAGCUUAACAGGCAUGUGGCUUUCAUAGACUCCAAGGAGGCACAGGGACAAAAUGGCAAGCUGAACCCUAACGGGGAUGAGGACAAUGAUGACAUAGAUGUUGAGGCCAGUUCACUUAUGAAGGGAAAGAGGAAGAAGUCAGUAGCAGACUCCAUUAGCUCGGUCUUCUCAGACACUCCUAUGAUGGUGUGAGAAGAAAGCUGACAGGAUACUAGCAGCUUUUUUAGAAAGGGAAAUGGGAGAAAACAAGUUGAAAUAAGAGACUUUACAAAAGUGAACUGUCUUGUUCUUAACAAUUAGCCGGACUUUUCCAGCAUUCUAAUGUGUAGCACUUAAUUUAAUUAAUUUACUGUGAAGGAAGUGGGAUGUGGAGAUUUGAAACUACUGACGUCUUGAGCAUUCACCCUGUGAUAGAUGAUAUUGUGCUAAUGUGGGGAUACAAAUGGGGGGCAGGAUUCUCAUAUCAUGAUAAGUAUUACAAAUACUAGAAUAGAUUGCUUCUUAUCAAGAACAUAUCGUAGCAUAGGAGACAGAUGGGCAUCAGCAAAACAUGAAUGCAUCUGCCAUCAACCUAGAGUCAUCCAUAGGGAAAGCAGGAUAUUAUGAAGCUGCAUAUAUUAGAUAAAGAUAGCUUCAAUAUACCUUUUCCAAGAAAAUGUAGCAUAAACAUGUGCUCAGAAGUACUUCAUUGAACUAUUUGUAUGUGUAGCGGUAUAAUUACAUUUUCCAUUGGUGUAUCGUGGAACAUGUCAAUAUACUACUGCAUUUAAUAGAAAAUAACCAGGUAGUAAUUUCUCAUGUGUAUCAGAAUAACUGCCUCACAUCUACUUGAACUUAUGAAGCCUUACAUGAUAAAAAGAUAAACACUGGUAACCUCCAGCAAACAAAUAUUCAGUGGCAGGACACAGUCUUGAUAUCAACCAUCUUGUUACAAGUAAUCCACACAAAUAGUUCAACUUGCUUUCAACUCAAUAUAAGGUGGAUGACUUCAAAUCUGUGUUACACACAUGUAUUUUUACAGCAUUCUAAAUGUUAUCAACAUCUGCGUGAGUGAGUUUGACUCCCCUUUACUGGAAAUAAAACACUAAUCCACCACUAAAUAACAUUUGAUCCAAACACUAUAAAUGCAGGUAUUGACUACUUUUUAGCCUGAUUGGCAGGAAAUUAACCAUUAAGUAAACAUACAGGUAUGGUCGUAGACCUGCAUUAUCUGGAAAUGUGCACUAGUGACGCACACACGAAAAUCAUUUGAUGAUGUUAACUUUUAAAAGCUGUAACUGAAUUUAGUCAUUUAAUGGGAUUGGCUGUUUAAUUUGUUUCGGAUAUGCUUAAUAAAUUAUUCAGGAAUGAUCAAAUGACUAAAUUUACAUAGUGUCUAAAAAGGAGUAGGAAGAAGCAGUUUAUUCAAUUGUACCCAUUUUUCAUAGCUUUGUAAACAACCGUUUAUAUUUUACAGGUUGACAUGUACAAUAUAGCAUUCGUUUCCUUUUUGUCAUUUAUAAUUUGUUCAUUUCCUGUGUUUGUGUGGCACCAUUUUUUAAUUAAAGUGACACUAAGAGAGAAUGUGUUGGAUAGACAUCUUAUAAAUGAAAGAAUACGGAAAUGACAACACUGUACUAAUAAGCAAAUAUGAGAAUACAAAUGAAAAAACUGACUGCAUACAUCUUGUGCGAUGUCAAAAAGAAAGAAUUUAAGAUGUUAACAAAAAGAUUUAAAAACUGGAAAUGUAAUACACGUUAAAAAAAAUAAUUACUGCUAUCAAAUGAUUACUUAUGCAGAUUAAUUAAAUUUUUUUAUUUGGAUUAAUCAAAGGUUAUAACUCGCUUGCAUAGCUUAAAGCAACUAAAGUAUCUUAGACCCUGAUAUUUAAACACAUAUGCAAUUUUGCUGUCAGAAUGUCAUACAGGAACAUUUUAAAAGCUUUACUUGGGUGCUUGACACAUUUUCUCAUGACAUGGCAAAAGUUUCAUUUUAAAGUCCUGUCAGUAUUUAUUUUGAACACACCAGUCGUAGUCUUCUCGCUCAUUGUCGCUUAAUUUAUUUUUUGCUACGAGGUAGCCACUUUUCCUGGGUGUACCCCGCCUUCCGCCGAAUGCAUCUGAGAUAGGCUCCAGCAAACCCCGCGACCCCGGUAGAAAUUGGAUGGAUGGAUAGAUGGUAUUAAUCACAUGAGUUAACUCAUUAUUUGACAGCCCUAAAAAUAACAAAGUUAAUGAAUAUAACAUUUCACAAAUUAGAAUAAGCAAAUAUAAUAAACGUUUACUGGAGUAAAAAUAUUGACAAAAACAUAUCUAAUAAAUGGCGGAUAUACAAUAAGCAGUCAUGAAAGAGGAGAGUAUACUGCAUGAAUAGGGGCACAAUGUAAUCAAACCAUAGCAAUAUGUGAGUGAUAAUACAAGGCUAAGAUGAACGGUUCUCAGAUGGGUUUCAUUCCCCCUCUGCUGUGUAUGCCUUUGUGUCUUUUAUCAGGCGUCACACAGCACAAAAGUUAUUGUCUAAGGCUCAAUUCAGUUUUAGUAUGUGUAUGUUUGUGUGCGCGUGUGUGUAUGUGUGCAGCCCUCAAACAGCAAUCAGUCAUCCAGGAAAUGAAUGUGAUGCCCUUUUGGGAGUAUAUGAAAUGCCCACAGCGUUUAUUGAAUGUUUGCUUUUUAAAUGAAAAAUAAUUGCGGGGAGGAAUUUGGUAUGUCAAAAUGAAUGACACAUGUUGAACUGAAAUCAGUGCAGCCCUUUGAAAGGUGCUUUGGGGGAAACGGAUGAAAUGUUCUCAGCAUCUCCAAUGUGCGUGCGAAGAGGAAGUCACACAGAGAGGUGGUGCGUGCAUCAUUCCACUCUCACCUAAGAAUAUACAACAGCAUGUCUAAAAUACCACAAGCUUUGUUAAGAUGAAGCACACGGCACUAAUGCAGCAGUUAGCGGCAAAUCAGGGCAAUUUCGAAGUGUGCAAAUUCUUUCAGCUCUGCCCUUGUGUGUAUACUUGUUAUUGCUCUAUAACCUCCAAGUAUCGCAAGAAGGUUUUAAGUAGAUCUUCCAUCCUACAUAUUGCCAUAUAGUAUACAGUAUGUAUUACCACUAUCUGUGUUCAGUAUUUAUUAGUUGUACAGCUAUGUUGUACCUGUGUACUGACUGUAUUGUUGUAUAAUCUUACCUUGUUGCUCAUUUGGUCUGCUGCUGUGCAAUUGUCUUGGUUUACACGUUUAUUUUUCAAAUGGGUUGGGGUCCAGUUUUCUAUGGAAUGAUGGGUGUAUUUUACAUUUGUGGAAUCAGAAAAAACAUGUGGACAUUUAUGAAAAAGGCCUGACGUCCUGACAGGCAGUGAGUAUGUAGCCGCAAGUUAUUUUUAGCAAAGUCAAAGAGAAACGUACCGUGCUCUGGCUGUCUCAGGCCAUGUCUGAUGAGCCGUGAAGAAUAUAAUUUGGCCCUUUGGAAUCACAUCUUUUGUAGAUAACACUAUUUUUGUCAAAAAAGCAGAACACAUUAUUUACUACAAUGAUUUUGGAUGGAUCUAAAAUAAGAAAGAAGGCGAUAUAAAAAUGACUGCAUCCAUUCAUGAAAAUAUUUGGAAAUAAUCACGGAUAAGUGGCAUUAGUGUGGUUUCUGACAUUCAAUAUCUCUAUUCUUCAAACUUAAAAGUAGCAGUUUUGCAAACAUUCCUGAAGGGAUGUGGCUGAAAGCCUUUCCCCCACAUUCGCCAGUCCUCCAUAUAAAUAUUUUAAAAGCAGCAGAGUUAAUUGACCACCAUCGCAAAGAUAAGUUGGCUGGCCAAAUUCAGAAUGGAUUUGCAUGGUAUGCUUUACAGCAAGGGUAUCCAACAAGUAGGAACAUUAAAAAUAUCAAACUUUCAUUUGCUACAAUUUUGAUGAUCAUGGUUUUCAGUUUAUUAUAUCAAAAUAAGUCUUCAAAUAUCUUUAGUUGCAUGUUGUGAGCCUGAAUCGUUAUUUUCAGCUUGGAAAUUUAAUUGUUAGAAUAACUGAACAUUUGCACAAAAUUAUAUUUUUUUAAGUUACCCCUGUAAAACACUUUAAUAAAAACAAUACAAUUUAAAUGUUGCUUGGCGUAAACAUAUCCUCUUUUUUUGCCAAAGUAGCUCUAAGAGGAAUGAAAGUUGGGGACUCCUGUUUUAGCACUUCUUUGGCUGCAGGCAUUAGAGGUAUUACUUGAUGAAAUAAACGACUGACCUUGACACAC